Molecule: messenger RNA, 3369 nt
Organism: Jatropha curcas
Lineage: Eukaryota; Viridiplantae; Streptophyta; Magnoliopsida; Malpighiales; Euphorbiaceae
Source: RefSeq, a predicted model, not a curated record
UUUCUUCUUCUUACUGCCGUUUGAACCCUGAAACAAACACAAGCUCCGCCUUGAACAAAUGAGGGGAUUCUUUUCGCCGUCAAACGUUUCCGGGAGACUUUUUCGUCGGUUAACGACAGAAAAAUGGGGCAACAGCAAUUCAAAGAUAAUUAUUCGCAGAACAGAAGAAAUUAAAGCUAUUUGAAAGCGAAGGACUCGAGUAUAACGACAUAAGAGCAUUGUUUUCGAAAAAAUGGAGUCAUUAGUGUUGAAAUGGGUACUCGUGUGUGUGAUCCUUUGGGUUCAAAUCCAACGAAAUAAUGGUUGCUUUGAAGAAGAGAGAUUAGCUCUCUUACAAUUUAAGGCAUCUCUUGAAUCUGCUAUAAAUGAAUCUGUUUAUGUGAUUGAUUCCAACUCUCUUCUCUCUUCACCGAUUGAUGAUUCCGACUCUCUUCUCCCUUCACCGAUUGAUGAUUCUGAGUCUCUUCUCCCUUCAUGGAUUGAUGAAGCAGAGAAUGAUUGUUGUGAAUGGGAGAGAGUCUCUUGCAAUUCCACUACAGGUCAUGUGAUUGGUCUCUCCCUCUACAAUACACGGGGAGAUUAUACUUGGAGCAACAUUUGGCAUUUCAACAUGUCCCUUUUCCAGCAUUUUAAGGAGCUUAGAACCCUAAAUUUAUCCUACAAUUAUAUCGGUGCUUUUAUUGACAAUGAAGAUGUGGAAAGAUUAUCGAGUUUGAAGAAACUACAGAUUUUAGACCUCAGCCAUAAUGAAUUUGACAGAAGCAUAUUAUCAUGGAUAGCUACUCUUACAUCAAUUAAGAUUUUAAAUCUGGGUGAAAAUUUCAUGGGAGGUUCCUUCCCUAGUCGAGAGCUAGCAAACUUGCAAAACUUGGAAAUAUUGGAUCUAAACAGUAAUAAAUUUAGUGGCACCCUUCCAAUGCAAGGUUUUAUAAACUUUAAAAGCUUGGAGAUUUUAGAUUUGAGCGUUAAUAAUUUGGAUGCUACCAUUCCUCCAUACAUGUGGGCACCUCCUUCUCUCCGAGCAUUAUCUUUAGCUUUCAAUGGUAACUUGCGUGGCUCCUUAUCAAGUCUGUGCAACUUGAAGAGACUUGAAGAAUUAUACCUGCAAAGGAAUAUGUUUGGAGGCAAUCUCCCUCUUUGUCUAUGCAAUUUGACAUCUAUUAGAUAUUUAGAUCUAUCCAACAACUCUUUCAGAGGGUAUAUUCCUUCAUCUUGGCUGUCUAAUCUCAAAUCCCUCAAGUACAUUAAUCUUGAACAGAAUCUGCUUGAAGGAUUCUUCUCUUUCAGCUCAUUUGCUAACCAUUCCAGCCUUGAGUUUGUCAACUUCAGUGACAACAAAAUUGAGGUUGAGACAAAAUAUCUUGGUUCGGUUCCACCAUUUCAAUUACAGUUUCUUGCCUUGAAAAAUUGUCAUCUCCCUCGUGUUCCUGAGUUUCUCUAUCAUCAGUUUAAGUUGAAAAUGAUUGACUUGUCCAGCAAUAGAAUACGAGAAAGGUUUCCAGUCUGGUUGCUUGAGAACAAUACAGAACUAGAUGAACUAAGACUUGGGAACAAUCAUUUCACUGAUCGAUUACAUCUGCCAUCUUAUUCCAGCUUCAAUAUUUCUAUUCUGGAUGUCUCAGACAAUCACUUGUAUGGACAACUUCAAAUUGGCGAAAAGAUGUUUCCCAACAUCUGGUUUCUCAAUUUAUCCAUAAAUGAUUUUCAAGGUGAUUUCCUCUUCUCACCUGAAGAGAACUGUAAACUGAGAAGCUUGGACUUGUCUUUUAACAGCUUCUCAGGUGAAAUACCAAAGAAAAUGAUAUCGAGUUGCAUUUCUUUGCAAUUACUAAAGCUAUCUCAUAAUAACUUCCAUGGCGAAAUAUUCACUGCUCGAUAUAACCUUACUGACUUACGUGAUUUAAGUAUUUUGUACUUGAAUGACAACAGUUUCAUGGGAAGUCUAUCAAGUGUCACCCAGUUUUCUAGCCUCCAAGCACUUGAUGUUAGUAACAACAACUUUGAUGGUGAGAUUCCACUCUAUAUAAACAACUCUACUAUUUAUGUAAACCUUUCUCAUAAUUUUUUCAACGGUGGAGUACCAUGUCAAAUUUUUUCAGCUACUUACAUAGACCUUUCCUAUAACAACUUUUCUGGAUCGUUACCUUCUUGUUCCAACCAGAGCCAAUACCAUUAUGGAGAAAGAGAAACGGGGUUUAUAAAUCUGCAAGGUAACAGCUUAACUGGAUCAAUACCAAAUGAUUUUGUGAACAUGUCAAGUCUAUUGACAUUAAACUUGAAAGAUAACAGCCUCUCAGGUAGUAUUUCAAAUAAAUUGGGAAUCUUUCCAAACUUACGAGCUCUUCUAUUGGGAGGUAACCAGUUAAAUGGUUCCAUUCCUAAUUGGCUGUGUGAACUAAAUGAGCUCAACAUAUUAGAUCUUUCAAGAAACUCUUUUUCUGGUUCCAUACCCGACUGUUUAUAUAAUGGUUCCUUUGGAAGGAAGCCAGGUGAUGGUGAUCUUUUUCAAACACAGUUAGAACUACUUGGCAUAGAAGGGCCGGCUUACCCUGAUGAAGGUGUCCUGCGCUCCCAUAGGUAUGGAGGAUUUCAAUACGAUAACAUCAUUGUCGACCCAAAAAUUGAAUUUGUUACAAAAUAUAUGGCUUACAAUUAUAAGGGUCACAUUACCAUGCUCAUGUCUGGAUUAGAUUUGUCGGAAAAUAAAUUAACAGGUGAGAUUCCAUUCGAGCUAGGGAAGCUAUCUGAGAUUCAUGCCUUGAACUUAUCCCAUAAUCAUUUAAUAGGAUCGAUUCCAACAGCAUUCUCAAAUCUUACAGCAUUAGAGAGCUUAGACUUGUCCUGCAAUAAUUUAAGGGGAGAGAUUCCUUAUAGGUUAAUAGAUAUAACCUCCCUAGCAGUAUUCAAUGUGUCUUUCAACAACUUAUCAGGCAGGAUUCCAGACGGAGCACAAUUCAAUACUUUCGACAAAAAAAGCUACGAGGGCAAUCCAUUUCUCUGCGGAACGCUGAUAGAGAAAAAGUGCAGUAACGAGCCACCGAAUCCAUCACCAACGCCACAUGCAGAACCAGAAAAUGAAAAAUGGUAUGAGAUCAACCAUUUGGUAUUUUUCGCAAGCUUCUCAGUAUCUUUUGCAAUUUUCUUUGUGGGAGUCAUCACUAUUCUUCUUGUCAAUCCUUAUUGGCGAGGAAGGUUGUUUUAUCACACUGAGCAAUUUGUAUUUUCAUUUUAUUACUCUGUGUAUGACACUUUCUCCAAAUUAUUAUUUGGUCAUCUGUUCCAUUAGUAAUACAUAGUGGUUGAUUUGUAGAUGGAUCAUCAAAUAUAUUUACUACAGUUGAAAUCUUAUAGCCAAAAUGUUACUUAUAA